Messenger RNA from Anthonomus grandis grandis, 960 nucleotides. RefSeq lists its product as uncharacterized. Gene Ontology annotation, cellular component: nucleolus. The transcript is spliced from 3 exons. Gene Ontology annotation, biological process: rRNA processing; negative regulation of transcription by RNA polymerase II. Gene Ontology annotation, molecular function: DNA binding. NCBI's taxonomy places the organism in Eukaryota, Metazoa, Arthropoda, Insecta, Coleoptera, Curculionidae. Bases 89 to 934 code for a protein of 281 amino acids. The record is from RefSeq and is a predicted model, not a curated record.
ACCGUAAUAUAACCUCAAUUUUUUCUUAUUGAUCUUUUGCAUUUGCGGAAGUAAACAUACCGAUUUUUAUAACUUUUCCUGGGUGAAAAUGGUAGUUUUUACUUGUAAUCACUGUGGAGAGACCCUUCACAAACCAAAGGUCGAGAAACAUUAUCAGUUUCAAUGUAGAAACUACAAAUCCGUCACAUGUGUGGAUUGUUUUAAGGAUUUUAAAAAUGAAGAAUAUGUAGUGCACACAAAAUGCAUAACAGAGGACGAGAGAUAUGCAGCUAAAGGCACAUAUAAAAAUGGAAUAGUGAAGAAAGGUGAAGUGAAACAGGAGAGUUGGUUGGAAAUGAUAAAGUCUAUCUGUGAAACUGAAACAAACCUCAAACCAUCGUGCAGAAAACUCCUGGAGACUAUAUCUGAGUAUUCUAAUGUACCAAGGAAAAAGCAGAAGUUUCUGAAUUUUAUUAGGAGUUCUUCUGGGAAUAGAGCAGUAAUGAAAGAUGUAGAAGAAGUUUGGGACAUAAUUGAGAAGUAUAAAACAAGCAACAGCCAAAAUAAUAUGAAAACCGGAGGAAAAGGGAAUGAUAAAGUUGAACUGAAAACAGAAAACUCUGAAAAAAGACCACUUGAAGAAUCAGAAUGUCUAAGUGUUAAGAAAAAAAAGCAGAAAACGUCAGAGACUGUUGCACCUGAAGCAACGGAUAUAAAAGAAGAUGAAAAUGCAGCACAGACUGUGAAAUUUGAUUUUAAGGCUAAUAUUUUGCAAAUUUUAUCAGAAAAGGACACUAUAUCUCUGAAAAAAUUGCAAAAGAAGGUUUUAAAAGCUUAUAUAAGUACGAUAGGACAGUACGAUAGUGAGGAUAAAAUUUUGAAAAAAUUUAAUAAAAAGCUGAAGAAGAUUCCUAGUAUUAAUAUCACAGAGAAUAGGGUAUCAUUAGAAAGUUAAAUAAAAAUAAAACGAUUAUUGAAUAA